AUGCCUGGUUUAAGCUUUGACAACUACCAGAGGAACCAGUUUCUCUCUGCAAACGGCUAUGCCGCUCCCAAGGCCACCUCCACCGGUACAACGAUUGUUGGUGCCAAGUUCAAGGGCGGUGUGGUGAUUGCAGCUGAUACCAGAGCUACUACCGGCAGCAUAGUCGCCGACAAGAACUGUGAAAAGUUGCACAGAUUGGCUCCAAGGAUUUGGUGUGCUGGUGCUGGUACCGCUGCCGACACAGAAAUGGUGACCCAGUUGAUUGCGCUGAACUUGGAGUUGCACGCCAUGUGGCAGUCCCGCCAGCCUCGUGUGAUUACGGCAUUGACCUUGUUGAAACAGCAUUUGUUUAAAUACCAGGGCCACUUGGGUGCCUAUUUGAUUGUCGCUGGCUCCGACCCUACAGGCUCUCAUUUGAUGUCUGUCCAAGCACAUGGUUCCACUGACGUGGGUGAGUAUCUCUCAUUGGGAUCUGGUUCUUUGGCCGCCAUGGCUGUUUUGGAAACACAUUGGAAACCAGAUUUGUCAAGAGAAGAGGCUGUGAAGUUGUGUGCUGACGCCAUUGAGGCUGGUAUCUGGAACGACUUGGGUUCCGGUUCCAAUGUGGACGUCUGUGUCAUGGAAACAGGCAAGGACGCACAAUUAUACAGAAACUACUUGACGCCUAACGUUAGAGGCGCUAAGACGCAAUCUUACAAGUUCCCACGCGGCACUACGGCUGUACUUAGACAGAGCAUACGCGACAUUGUGGACGUGGAGGAGAGUGUGGUAGAGUUGGGUCGUCUGGACGCCAUGGAGGUUGACGCAUAA
Molecule: messenger RNA, 810 nt
Organism: Candidozyma haemuli
Lineage: Eukaryota; Fungi; Ascomycota; Pichiomycetes; Serinales; Metschnikowiaceae
Gene: PUP1
Product: proteasome core particle subunit beta 2
Exons: 1
Coding region: 1-810 (269 amino acids)
Cellular component (GO): proteasome core complex
Molecular function (GO): threonine-type endopeptidase activity
Source: RefSeq, a predicted model, not a curated record